Molecule: messenger RNA, 1124 nt
Organism: Dendrobium catenatum
Lineage: Eukaryota; Viridiplantae; Streptophyta; Magnoliopsida; Asparagales; Orchidaceae
Product: EPIDERMAL PATTERNING FACTOR-like protein 4
Exons: 2
Coding region: 434-781 (115 amino acids)
Biological process (GO): stomatal complex development; guard cell differentiation
Source: RefSeq, a predicted model, not a curated record
GCGAGGAGAGAAUCUGUUGGACAGAAACACUCAUUAAUCUCUUCCUUCUCGCUCAAAAUAUAUAAAUAUAAAUGGAAUAAAUAGACCCAACUUUAGUGCAACCUGUGCCAUGUGAAUUUUGCUUCUCUACUGUUCUAAAUUUGGAGCUGAGCCAUUUGGAGAAAUGAGCAAAUAUUGAGGUGUUGGGAAAAUAUGUGAAAAUAAGGUAGCCCAAAAUUGAGGCUGGCAAGUGUAGUGAGUCAGCAGCGAGAGCUCUGCUCCAGUUUUAUACCCAAAUGGAAAUGGCCCAUUGGCUUUUCUCCCAUCUCCUCAGCUCAUUCUUGCUCCCUCUUCGGCCUCCCCUUCUUCUCCUCCCUCUCUCCAAGGAGAGAAACUGCUUCUCUCUGUCUCUUUCUCUUCAUCUUAACAAACUCUGUUGCCGCUGAGCUUGGCCAUGGGAGUCCGGCGCCACCAUGGUCGUAACAUCUCUGCCGCCUUAGCUCUGAUCUUCUUCUUCGCCACGGCUAUGGGUAGCGCAUUGGUAGGCAUCACUCAGGAGAAGGAAGAGUCUGACUUCAUAAGCCAGAAGCGGUUGGAGGACAAGAAAUGGGAGCAAUCGGUGGCCAGCCGCCGGAGACUGACCGGCCCGGGCUCAUCGCCGCCGACGUGCCGUUCUAGGUGCGGUCGCUGUUUCCCUUGUUGGCCGGUUCACGUGGCGAUUCAGCCGGGCCGAAGCUUUCCGCUCGAGUACUACCCCGAAGCCUGGCGCUGCAAGUGCGGAAACAAGCUCUUCAUGCCCUGACCUAAGCAAAAAACAGGGGAGGAUCGCUUUAAGUAAUUUUUCGCUAGCUUUAGUUAUUCUUGUUGAAAGUGAGAGAUUGAGCGAGGAAAGCGAAGCAGAAGCUCUUAAUCUAACCCUCUUAGAUGUGUUCUUCUUCUUAUUCCUGUAUGUAUUCUUAUGUAAAUGUAUAUUUAUCAAGGAGCUUUUUUCGCUUCCUCAGCUUUCUGACCCUAACUGGGCUCUCUCUGUCUUAAAGAUCAUGGUACUCUUCUCUUUUAAAAAGAAGACAUCAUUGAACUGCAGAUUGGUUAUUUACUCUUAUUAUAAUUUGGAGCACUGUCGUUUUAUUCAUUUUUACUCUUUU